Argentina anserina (silverweed cinquefoil) is the source of this 3018-nucleotide messenger RNA. RefSeq lists its product as uncharacterized. The transcript has 3 exons. The record is from RefSeq and is a predicted model, not a curated record. Lineage: Eukaryota; Viridiplantae; Streptophyta; Magnoliopsida; Rosales; Rosaceae.
AUGGGUGAAACCAAAGGAGAUAACCUCAAGAAGGCGCAGCAGAAGCAACCGCAACCGCAACAAGCGCAGCAGCAGCAAAUUUCAGCCUCUCCAAAUGACCCCCUUGACGAAGCAUCACCGUGUACGGUAGUUGUGACCGGAGCAACUGCACCUUUUAAUAUUCCGGCUCCAUUAUACGUUCCGAUCAGUGGUGCAACAUCUUCUUCGUUACCCUUCGAUCAACCACAAUUUGAGGCGGUGAAUCCCAAAAGACCUAGAUACACUAGUACUGGCCAAUGGAAGCUUCUACCAUCCCCGUCUUCCCAACAAAAACAGACUCCUACCCAAACGCCGUCCCCCAACCAGAAAACCCAGCCCCAAUCUCAUACUACUACUGGAGGUUCUUCGUCAGAUACAGAUUCAUCCCCACCUCACUCUCCUCGCCCGUCUCUCUCCGCAACCUCAGGCCAAGACACAACCAAAACAGAAGGAGAAGAACAUAACCCAUCUCUUCACCGCACUCAGUUCCGAAGAGGCAAGUAUGUCAGCCCGGUAUGGAAGCCCCACGAGAUGUUGUGGCUAGCCAAGGCUUGGAGGGCUGUUUAUCAAAGCCAAGGCUCCGACGGGUCCGGUUCAUCUUCAAGAACUGAACACCACUCUGAUAUUCCCGGUCAACCCACCAGAGCCAAAACAAGGGCUGAUAAGGACAAGGAAGUAGCCGAGUUUCUUCAAAAGAAUGGGAUCAACCGAGAUGCCAAAACUGCCGGUACAAAAUGGGAUAAUAUGCUCGGUGAGUUUAGAAAAGUCUACGAGUGGGAAAGAGGAGCUGAGAGAGAACAACUUGGGAACAAGAGCUAUUUUAGGCUUUCACCUUACGAGAGGAAGCUUCACAGAUUGCCUGCUUCUUUUGAUGAAGAGGUAUUUGAUGAGCUCUCACAGUUCAUGGGGUCUAAGAUGAGGACUCCUCCUGUUAGCGGAGCCGCUGAUAGCACACGGACUCAAUCUCUUUAUGUCACCACAAGUACUGUUUUGCCGCAACCACCUUCAUUCAGAGACGAAGAUCUCCCUCUCUCAGGUAGGGCAAGGCAGCUAAUGAUCAUGAGCGCUGGUGGGGAACUACCUUUUAACCCCGGCGGAAGAUCGGGAAGUCUGUUAGGGUUUGAUCAUCUACCUCACUAUCAUCACCAGGCUUCACUAGACUACGCUGUAGGUGUUUCUUCAUCGAUUUCCUCGACGAAGGAGCUUCGUCGAAUUGGGAAAAUUCGAAUGACAUGGGAAGAAUCCGUUAGUUUGUGGGGUGAAGAAGGUGAGCACCACCGUGGGAGAAUCAAGAUUCAAGGUGGCUCCAGCUUCUUGAAUGCGGACGAGCUAGCUUUCUUUGAUGAUUCUAUGGUUGCUUGCACCAUGGAAGCUUUCGAAGAUGGUCCUCUCAGAGGAUUCUCUGUUGACCGAUUUGUGUCUGGUCAACAAGUCAAGGUCUUUGGCCGACGAAAACCCGCCACCCCAGGUACUAAAACGACGACAUUGUGACCAGAGUCAUUUUAUGUUAAGACCAAUUAUCUCAACCUGGUUCAAAUGGUUGCAGCAAUGCCUCCAUGGGAAUUUCAAGAUCCAAGUGAAUGCUACAUUACUAGUCUUCGAGUUCCAUCCCAAUCGCUUCCAAGCUUAUCAGAGCUCUCAAGCUACAUACAACAGCCACCGCCUGAAGAACUCCGAAUUCCACUCCGGAAAGACGUUUACCGGGACUUGCCACAGGGGAGAGAGGCUUUCUUCACUGCAUCCAAUGAUUCAUUAGAUUGUAGAGCCAUCACGUACGAUAUUGUCAGCCCCAUUAUUCGAAGCAACUAUGGUCUUAGUACUGCCACUAGUAGAGACUCUUUCAUUGGCCUUUGGGAUGACUGCAUCAAUAGGUUCGUGUACAAGUUCUGUUGUGUCAACAUGGUUUUCAUUCGAAAGGCUACUUCAAUAUCAAUGACUGAAGCUUUGCAAGAUCAAUGGCCAAGUGUGACGGGGUUCGUGAAAAACUUCUGUUUCUGGAGAGGUGAAGAGACAGAUCAAGUACGAGAUGGUCACAUUCAUCCUUCAAAAUCGUUGGUGGAGAAACUUCAAUGGACAUAUAAUGAUCUUCCUUAUAUUUUCGGGUACUACUCUGUAGGAGAUUUGGUCACAUUUUGUGCUUUAAGUAAAGGAGGACAAGAUCGAAUUAUUCAGACUAACUUACAGACGCUUGAUCUAUCUUUGCCAUCGGAUAGACUGAAAGCCCUAGUCUUGUGUUACAGAGUUGCUGGGUUACUGCCCUUGCUAGCCGAUAGAUGCUUAAACGUCAACAGUGGGGCUACAUGUUCUAGCAACGGGGGUUCUAUAAGUUACAAGCUCGGUCCUUAUAGUGAUUUUGAGAGGGUUGAUUUGCGUAAUGGAAAUACUGUUGAGAUGACCCCUAAUACAGUGACUAGAUUUUUCUCCAACCAAAGAAAGUGGUCAGCGGUCAAAGAAAUCUACGAUGUCCUUGAUCAGAGAAUACCCCAUGCAGAGUAUAUUCACAGGUCCUCGGAGAAAGACUUGGCUUUGGUGUUCAGGCCAAGAGGAUACAAAUUCAAACCAAGAAACUGCGCGGAGCUCGUAGAGGCGCUCAAGUUCGUGACCAAAGCUCUGGUGGCGCUGCACGACUUGUCGUUCAUGCACAGGAGCAUAGGCUGGGACAAAGUGAUGAGGGGCACGGAGAGGGACAACGAGUGGCUCCUUUGUGGGUUCGACGAGGCGGCUGGUGCACCACAGUUGAAUCCACACCAGGUUGCUGCGGCGGAGCGUGGAAAACACGCGCCAGAGCUGGAGAGGGCCUUGCAUGGGGUGAAAGUGGACGUGUGGGGUGUUGGUCACCUGGUGAGAACUUGUGGGUUGGCAGUUGUGCCAAAGAUGCUCAGGGAGCUCCAGAAUCGCUGUUUGGAACAAAACCCAGAGCUUAGGCCAACUGCAGCCGAAUGCUACCACCACCUGCUUCAGCUGCAGUCGUCACUGUCGGUUGUCACCACGAUGAUGUGA